CCGUCAUCUUGUCUACUCGCAAAAAAAAAAAGCAAGCAGAUUUCUGCUGAUGCAGUGAUGUCUGGAAAUGUCAAGGGCUCGCUUAUUGCCCCUUAAUGUAUCUCCCCCUCCUGAAUUGCAGCGCAAGAUUUUCUCCUGCGGUAUACUGUAAGCUGUUCACACCACCGUGCCGCCGCGCCAGCAGCUCCCGACGCUGCAGCUCUGCCUUUCUCUCUUUUCGCUCCUUUUUCCAUCUCAGGCUUUCCUCAUUAGACUCUCCUGAUUUUCAUCUCGUUUCUAAAGAUUUGAGGACACUUUGCGACGGACACAGUUAGGAUGGCGAUGAGCACAGUGAGGCUCUUUUUGGUGGUAGGUGCAAUGUAAAGUUACCACAUGACACCCACUGCUGCCCUGUCGUUGGAUGAUUUUACUCGAGGAUAAGACGCAUUCAAGACCUUUCAAGAUCAGCCCACGAGGCAGCAGUAACAACAGCAGCAGAUGCACUGGAGAGCAGCAAUGGUCAAGUCAGCGAGAACCGCAGUGGAGCCGCACUGAGGCAAAGCAGCCAACCAGCCCCCUCGUAUCUGGGGACGUCUCCAACAAUUUAAGGGGUGUGGGAAGCUGAGGAGUGGAAAAAUUUGCCCCGAACCUGAAUGCCUGCUAAGUUAGACUAACCGGGAUCCCAACACAACUCCUCCCCCCUCCACCUCCACCUCCUCCUCCUUCCCAAAAUGACCGUGGUAGCAGGAGAUAACAUGGAUGACACCUCGGCUGUCCCGGGCCACCCUCAGGACACCUACCCCCCUGACCACAACGACCACGAAUGCUGCGAGAGGGUGGUCAUCAACAUAGCCGGUCUCCGGUUUGAGACGCAGUUGAAAACUCUCUCCCAGUUUCCGGAGACGUUGCUUGGCAACCCCAAAAAGCGGAUGCGGUACUUUGACCCUCUGAGAAAUGAGUACUUCUUCGACAGGAACCGCCCCAGCUUUGACGCCAUCCUCUAUUACUACCAGAGUGGGGGUCGGCUGAGAAGACCAGUAAAUGUCCCUUUGGAUAUGUUCUCAGAAGAGAUCAAAUUUUAUGAGCUGGGAGUGGAUGCCAUGGAGAAGUUUCGUGAGGACGAGGGUUUCAUCAGGGAGGAAGAGCGUCCUUUACCUGAGAAGGAGUUCCAGCGUCAGAUAUGGCUCCUCUUUGAGCACCCGGAAAGCUCAGGCACUGCGAGAGGGAUCGCCAUAGUGUCUGUGAUGGUAAUCCUGAUUUCAAUAGUCAUAUUUUGUUUAGAGACUUUACCACAGCUGAAAGAGGACCCGAGGGGUCGAAUGGUGACAGUUGGUAACACUACUGUUUAUUAUAAGCCAAAUAUCCUCACUGACCCCUUCUUCGUCAUUGAGACUCUCUGUAUAAUCUGGUUCUCCUUUGAGUUGAUUGUACGCUUUCUGGCGUGCCCGAGCAAACCGGCCUUCUUCAAGAACAUGAUGAACAUGAUCGACAUAGUGGCUAUCAUCCCCUACUUCAUCACACUCGGCACCGAGCUGGCCGAAGACCCAGAAAAGGAGGGAGUGGGGGAGCAGGCAACAUCUCUGGCCAUCCUCAGGGUGAUCCGUCUGGUCAGGGUGUUUAGGAUCUUCAAGCUGUCACGACACUCCAAAGGACUGCAGAUUUUGGGGCAGACCCUCAAGGCCAGCAUGCGAGAGCUGGGAUUGCUGAUCUUCUUUCUGUUCAUUGGAGUCAUCUUGUUCUCCAGCGCUGUCUACUUUGCUGAGGCAGAGGAGCAAGAUUCCUACUUUGGCAGCAUCCCAGAUGCAUUCUGGUGGGCUGUUGUGUCUAUGACAACUGUGGGCUAUGGGGACAUGGUCCCCGUCACUAUAGGAGGCAAGAUUGUAGGAUCUCUGUGCGCCAUCGCCGGAGUGUUGACAAUUGCGCUCCCAGUGCCUGUCAUUGUGUCCAACUUCAACUACUUCUACCACAGGGAGACCGAGGGAGAAGAGCAGGCCCAGCUGCUCAACGUCAGCAACCCCAACAUCCCCUCUGAAACCAACUCCAGCCGCCGUAGUUCGUCCACCGUCAGCAAGUCAGAGUACAUGGAGAUUGAUGGAGACAUAAACAAUAGCAUCGACAACUUUAGGGAGGCAAACCUCAGAACUGGCAAUUGCACUAUAGCCAACCAAAACUGUGUAAAUAAAAGCAAGCUGCUUACAGAUGUUUAGACACUAGUUAAGAACUUUGGGAUCUCUGUGGGACUGUCAUAUGUGGAGUAGACCAUCAGUUAGGAAUGCUUCAUUUACCUCCUCAAAGCGCUCUAUGGCAUUAGGCCUACAACUACGCUCAGCUAUAUAGAAAGGAAAAUCAAAGAUCUUAGAGUAUAUGACAGGUAGAUAGAAUAAUUAAUUCUUCUGAUCCUACAAAUAUAUAGGUACAUCAAAAAGAAAACAUCAACUAUUACGCAUCUACACGGCUCCCUGGAGGACGCAGAGCACACACUGUCUAAUCAGAUGACGGCGUGAUAAUUAAAAUCUUAUGCAUGGAGUACAGAUAACAUUUCAGCAAGUUGCACAAUGCACCAGAAAAGUCUGCAGAGACAUGCAAGCACCUGCAGCCAAAGUGGUAAGCGCCAAGAAGUUAGGUGACCCCCUCCUCGCUCCCUCCUCCUCCUCCUCCUCCUCCUCCUCCUCCUCCUCUUCUCUCCUCCCUCCCUACAAAGGAUAUC
This is a messenger RNA of Epinephelus moara (kelp grouper), 2686 nucleotides long. Its product is annotated as potassium voltage-gated channel subfamily A member 1-like. Gene Ontology annotation, cellular component: juxtaparanode region of axon; paranode region of axon; dendrite. Gene Ontology annotation, biological process: protein homooligomerization; potassium ion transmembrane transport. The record is from RefSeq and is a predicted model, not a curated record. Bases 711 to 2186 code for a protein of 491 amino acids. The transcript has 2 exons. Lineage: Eukaryota; Metazoa; Chordata; Actinopteri; Perciformes; Serranidae. Gene Ontology annotation, molecular function: delayed rectifier potassium channel activity; protein binding.